Messenger RNA from Cydia pomonella (codling moth), 1001 nucleotides. RefSeq names its product mucin-2-like. The annotation marks the transcript as partial. The record is from RefSeq and is a predicted model, not a curated record. NCBI's taxonomy places the organism in Eukaryota, Metazoa, Arthropoda, Insecta, Lepidoptera, Tortricidae. The transcript has a single exon.
UAAGUCAACCUAUUGUAAAAAUGGCCGCAAUAAAGUGGUUUCUUGGACUACUUAUACUCGUUGCUAUAACCCAGCUAGGGUCUUGUAAUAAAAUCAAGAUUCUAUCAGAUUUUACAAUUUUUCAAGACAAGGAAUUCUUUAAAACGACCUUUCCAUGGAUAGCUCAGAAUAUUGGGUCCAAACUCCGCGUAAAGUACUACUUGAAAGACGAAAGAGAUGGAGGAAAACGAAUGUGCGUAUUGGAUAAUUUGAGACGCAAUCUUCUACUUCAAGCUGAUUACAUGAAAUGUGAGGCUAAUGGCGAAAAAGACUGCUUGAAAAACCUACCACUGGAUCAAAGGAAACUCGACAAAUGUAUGCGGAAGAGCCACAAGAAACUAAGAUCUACCGAAAGGCAAUUUAGAAAAUAUAGACCCAGUGAAACGCCAGUAAUAAUAAGAGGACGGUCUCAACAAUCUGUGCUUGAUCCGAAAACAGUGCUGUUUAAUAUUUGUGGGAUGUUUGGAAGAAAUCAACCUGAGGGUUGCAGGAAACCCUCUGAGGCUCCAGUACCGGCUACACCAUCUACAACCGAAUGCACACAACCCUCGACGCAACUUCCCACAGAAUCAUCAACUGAUCCUGGAACUACCGAGAAACCAACCGAGGUAACCACUCAACAGCCAAGUAAGGCCACUACUAUUCAGCCAAGCGAAGCCACAACGGAAGAGCUAAGCCAGACCACUACUGAACAGCUAAGCCAAGCCACUACUGAGCAGUCAAGUCAAACCACCACUCAAAAGUCAAGCCAGACCACCACUGAACAACAAAGUCAGACCUCUAGAGAAGUGCAAAGUCAGUCCACCGCCGAACCACCUAGAGACACCAACACCACACAAGCAAGCGACGCCACUGCCGUACAGCCAAAGGAGACAACUACCAUACUGCCAAGCGAAACCACCAUCAAAGAGUCAAGCCAGACCACCAUCGAACAGCAAAGUCAGUCCACCACUAAACAACCA